Messenger RNA from Chrysochloris asiatica (Cape golden mole), 285 nucleotides. It is a transcript of the gene HIGD1A, whose product is annotated as HIG1 hypoxia inducible domain family, member 1A. Gene Ontology annotation, biological process: mitochondrial respirasome assembly; negative regulation of apoptotic process. The record is from RefSeq and is a predicted model, not a curated record. Lineage: Eukaryota; Metazoa; Chordata; Mammalia; Afrosoricida; Chrysochloridae. Gene Ontology annotation, cellular component: mitochondrion. Bases 4 to 285 code for a protein of 93 amino acids. The transcript has 3 exons.
ACUAUGUCAUCCAACACAGACGUUUCUCUUUCUUCGUAUGAUGAAGAUCAGGGAUCAAAAUUUAUCCGAAAAGCUAAAGAGUCACCAUUUGUCCCCGUUGGAAUGGCAGGGUUUGCAGCAAUUGUUGCAUAUGGAUUAUACAGAUUGAAGAACAGAGGAGACACGAAAAUGUCCAUCCACCUGAUCCAUAUGCGGGUGGCAGCCCAAGGCUUUGUGGUGGGAGCAAUGACCAUUGGUAUGAUGUAUUCCAUGUAUCGGGAAUUCUGGGCAAAACCUAAGCCAUAG